Messenger RNA from Thermothelomyces thermophilus ATCC 42464, 3894 nucleotides. RefSeq lists its product as uncharacterized. The coding region runs from base 456 to 3644 and encodes 1062 amino acids. The transcript is spliced from 4 exons. The record is from RefSeq and is a predicted model, not a curated record. Gene Ontology annotation, cellular component: shelterin complex. Gene Ontology annotation, molecular function: protein binding; telomeric repeat DNA binding. Gene Ontology annotation, biological process: telomere maintenance via telomere lengthening; regulation of DNA-templated transcription. Lineage: Eukaryota; Fungi; Ascomycota; Sordariomycetes; Sordariales; Chaetomiaceae.
UAUGCAUUUGGGCCUCCACCGCGCCAGGCAAACCGAACUGCAUUCCAAUCCAGAGCCCAACUUUCAUAUUUAUUCCCCGGGAUUGCCACUCCUGGCACGAUCAAAGGUCGAUCUGGCGAUUCCCUAUUCACUACUUUUCCUUGAAAUCUUGACAAAAGCAGACGCUGUCCAGCUUUCCUGCAGGGAUUUGCAAGACGCGCCACGGUUACUGUCGCGUUCGUCUCGCGCAUACAUCGAUCGCAGCGUGACAAGAAGACACAGCCCAUAUAUCGAACCUCCCCAUUUGGUCUCAUUGGAGAGAAAGCCGGCUUGCAACCUUUGAAUGUGUUGAACCGAAUUAAUACCUGGCCUUUGCUUGUCGCUCAUAUUCCUCCGUUUUUAGGUUAUCCUGGGCGCUGGCCUGGGGUUAGGGUUCACUUUCACAGCUUCCUAGGCAAGCUCAGCAGCAUGCCACCAUGGCAGCCCCUACCACCUACGACGGGGUAGAAGGAAGGUACGAAGGGACUCUAUUUAAUGGAAUCAAGUUUUGGGUUGCACAGCGGGUGCCCAUUCGGAGUUCCAUCGUGGGUAAAAUCAAGGACAAUGGUGGCAAAGUUGUGCUGCUGGAGAAACACGCCGACGUGUUGAUUGCCGACCACGCCCGCAAGGACUGCCCCCUGCGGUCCGUAUCCUGGAAGUACAUUGAGGACUCUGUCGCCAAAGGGGAGCUCCUCAAUAUUGAGAACUAUCGCAUACAUGGCACCAUUGAACCCCGUCCAGCCGGGUCAACCAUGCCCGUAAAAGGUACUCGGGUGCCGUUCACCCAGCUAGACGAACAGAUACUCGUCACCUGGGUACGGCGGGCAGGGGUUGAUACCCUUGGCAACAAAAUCUACCAGAAGCUUGCCGAGCGGUACCCCCACCACACCUGGCAGUCGUGGCGGGAUAAAUGGGUCAAGAAGCUGUCCUUGCUUCCCGAAGAUCAGCUGCCGCCAGUUCUGGAGGAAUUACCGUCCCCCAAUCCACAGCCAGGUGGUGGCAUUCCAAGUAAUGCCACGCCCAGUGUUGCAGCCCUGCCAAUGGCUCCGGCGGCAACCCCUCAGCCCGAUGUCAAUCCCGCUCCUCCGCCCCGUUCGGACCCGGUGAAAAGGGGCAGGGCUGUUUUUACUGAAGAGGACGACAAGCUGCUUAUUGAAUAUGUGACGCAGCGCAUGCGGGCGGGAAUGUUGCCAGGCGGCAACGUGAUAUACCAGGAGCUGGAACGCGAGCAUCCCCAACAUACCGCGCAAUCAUAUCGCAGUCGGUUUUUGCGGUAUCUCUCAUCGAGGACACCCAACAAUAAGCCAAAUCAUCGGAUGACCGAAACCGAGCCUGAUAGCCCCUCGGUUCAGCCUGUACCAGCCAGCAAGCCGGCAACCGAGCCUCCUCAGCCACACACACGCCCAGCUGUUCCAACGACACCACCCGUCCCUCGAUCAGCAGCCAAGUCAACAACGACAAGCCUACCCCGGAACCAGGCAACCGUUGAUAAUCGUCCACCACCAUCAUCAUCACCAUCAUCAUCACCACCAUCGCCGCCGCCGCCACCGCCACCGCCUCAACUUAGCAUUACGAGAGCCGUCGCGCACGCAGAUAAUCAACGCUUGAAGAUACUGGAGGAACUAAGAUACAGAAAGCAACGAAUCCUGGCCGCUAGGAAGAUACAGCACGCCUGGAGAGCACAACGUCUGCGAAAGAAGCUGAGGGCUCUUCUUGCGAUCUCCAGAUUCCAAGCGAGAGCACAGGGUUUCUUGGUACGGCGCUUUCUUAGCAUACCGAUAGACCAGCCUGAAGGAUCAACAUCUCUCCUCCAAACGGAGCGGGUUUUUUCUCAAAAAGCGCCUGUGACGGACGAACGUGAGCCUGAGCAGGGCCAGGAAGGCAUUGAACCUUCCGCAUCCCAAGGCGAGGCGGAGUUUUCAAUCUUCCAGCAAGAGAACGAGAGCGAAGCUAUUCACACGAACGUAGGGGAAGACACGGCCCCCGGUCUCGGUACCAAAAUUACGCCCGUCUUGGCCCGCGAAGAGUUCUGGCGCAACUUCAAUGAGUACAACAUGCUCAACAACAUCACUUCCUCGCCAUGGGCGCAAGUAGGAAAUCACAUAGUGGAUUUCUGGGACCUCUGGCGGUGUGCUACCGCGGAGCCUGACCACGCAUCCCGCGACUGGGAGGUCAUCUCGGAGAACCUGGGCUUUGAUUGGAUUGCGGAACCGCAUGUGCCGGUGCAUUUGAAGGUUGCGUUUGAGAAGCAUUUGCUGGGGUUCGAGGAGGCGCUGAGGGAGUUUGAGCAGUGGGAGGAUAAGGAUGGGGAAGAAGAGGAGGAAGAGGGAGAGGGAGAGGGAGAGGGAGAGGGAGAGGGAGAGGAGGUCGGGGAGAAGGGAGGAUAUGGCGAAAGAAACGAGGCUCAGGAAGAGCAACGAGAUUGCUUGCCUCAAGAGUUUGAGGCGGGGUCUGCGGCCGAGCCAGACGACAAUACCGUGGCUGUUUCGCAGACAUCCGACGACUUUAUUUCCUCGCCUCCCCUUGUUGGCUUGAAACGAGCCAGAUUGCCGUCGACCUCGCCGUUCCACAGCUUAGUCAAGAAGCGCCCGCGAUACGACCAAAGCAGCGAGAUUCCCGAGACGCCAGAAACUCGUGCUGCACGAGCUGGACAAGGGACUGCUGGCGCAUGGGCGGCCGCCACCAACCAGCAGACCCCUACCCGACCGCCUCGUCGUCCGGAGCCGGCAAGGCAACGGAUCGAGCUGGAAACGCAGCUUCCCCCACCGCCAGGGCAAAUCGAAGGGGCCGAUGGCAGCGGCCCUCCCACUCCGUCACGACAGCUGCUCUCCGAUGUUGGAGCAGCCUCUUCCCCCGUGCGGCCACCUCGAACCGCCUCGGCAGCCGUAUCCUCGGCCGAACCCCGCCUCCCGUCCAUUGAGUACGAUGAAGAGGAAGACUCCGAUUCCAGCGACGCUUUCGAGUCAAUCAGCAAUCUCCCCGUCGCCGUCGGGCGCUCAAGGCCCCUGGCCAACAGUGGCGGGAGGCCCCCCCCUCGAUCAUUACCGUGGCCGAGAGACCGGGGGGGCGACAGGGGCAAACAAGCAGCCACCAUGCCCGCCAACACCUCGUCGCCACACCCCUGGCCCGCAGCCGCGGCAACAACCAAUAUCCGGAUCCUUCCUCCCUCUUCCUCCACGGCGGGACGCACCUCCAGCCUGACCCCUCAAUCCGUUCGUAGGAGGACCCCGAUCAACCCAGCCCCGAUCAUGAACCACUUCCUUUCACAGCGGAAAUACCCGCCCCAGCUCAUUGCGCGCGCCAUCAAGGCCACGACGUGCCAGUUCGCCAACGCGGGCGCCGUGCUCGACAGCCUCGCGCGAGGCAAGGGGAUCCCGACCAACCUUCCCGGGGUGUGGACAGAGGAGGAGGACGCGGCACUAAGGGGGAUCGAGGACUGGAUGGAUGCGCUGCGCGGGAGGAUGCCUCCUCCUCCUCCUCGCCUUUCUGCGGCCGAUGCAGCUGACAGUCAGGGCCAGCCAGGUGGUGGUAGAGAGGACAGGGUGUUUUGGCGGUUGGUGAUCAAGCAUGGGAGGGAAAGGGUCUUUGGGAGGAGGGAGUUCUUGAAGGUUUGGGAGAGGGCCUAGAACGAAAUAUGUCAAGUCACACUGGGUUUGAUGUCGGGGUCGGAUUUUGUCUUUUUUCUUCGUGUUUUCUUCUCUGCGCAUCAGGUAGAUGGGAAGUUGCGUGACUCAGGGGACAGAGGGUAAGUCGUGGUUGUUGGAUCAGGCUUUCAUCAUUGAGCUCGGGACGGGGACUGGUGUACAGCAUACGUAGCUAUUCGGGUGCGGAAUUUCGCAGGUUGCCAAUCUAGCGAGCUGGUAUGAUUACCCACGG